AUGACAUUGCUGACGCCUUGUCUCGUUUUGCAGAUGACCCGUUUCAAGAAACUCGCCCCUGGUGCAGAUCAGUUUUCCAUACAGAGUCCCACCUAUGGAGGAGGUGUUAUGGAGCUCGAAGCGGUAGCACAGUCUUUGUGGAGCAGUUCAGUGGCACAACGCACAAAGGCAGCAUAUGAAACAGGAUUUAGAACAUAUCUCAAUUUCCUGUUAAUGCAGGGAAUCGUUGCUGUUAUUUUACCACAGCAAGCCCCUCCAGUCACAGAACAACUACUAGUCUUGUUUGUUGCCUAUUGUUACCAGGUGUUAAAACUGAGUUAUACCACAAUUAAAUUAUACAUGUGUGGCAUCAAAUACAUGUGUAUGCAGUUCAGUAACUGUCCAGAGUUUUUCUACAAAUCUCAAGUUUCCCCUCGACUUACAGUAGUCCUCAAUGGUGUUAAGAAAGUACAGGGAUGUACAACAAAAACAAGACUCCCAAUUACAGCUGACAUUCUAGCACAGCUUUGUGCUAAAUGGAAACAAGGUUUUCUUGGAGAGUUCACCGAUCUUCUUAUGGAAACAGUAUGUACAAUAGCCUUUUUUGGAUUCCUUAGGUGCGGUGAAUUCACGUGUACACAGAAGUUUGAUCCCAGGGUAAAUUUAUGUAUAGGUGAUGUGUGUAUUAAGGAUGAUCAUAUUGAAGUGCACUUGAAAUCGUCAAAAACAGACCCUUUCCGUAAAGGGGUAAAUGUGUGUUUAUUCAAAAACAAAGAAAGUAUAUGUCCAUUUGACAGUAUAUCUAGGUACCUCAGUGUGCGAAAUGUUUGCAACUGCUCAUCCACGUGA
Pecten maximus is the source of this 828-nucleotide messenger RNA. RefSeq lists its product as uncharacterized. NCBI's taxonomy places the organism in Eukaryota, Metazoa, Mollusca, Bivalvia, Pectinida, Pectinidae. Bases 1 to 828 code for a protein of 275 amino acids. The transcript has a single exon. Gene Ontology annotation, molecular function: DNA binding. The record is from RefSeq and is a predicted model, not a curated record. Gene Ontology annotation, biological process: DNA integration; DNA recombination.